This is a messenger RNA of Emericellopsis cladophorae, 2388 nucleotides long. Its product is annotated as Dynamin-related protein-like protein. The coding region runs from base 1 to 2388 and encodes 795 amino acids. Lineage: Eukaryota; Fungi; Ascomycota; Sordariomycetes; Hypocreales; Bionectriaceae. The record is from RefSeq and is a predicted model, not a curated record. The transcript has 3 exons. Gene Ontology annotation, cellular component: peroxisome; cytoplasm; membrane. Gene Ontology annotation, biological process: peroxisome fission; mitochondrial fission. Gene Ontology annotation, molecular function: GTP binding; GTPase activity; microtubule binding.
AUGGCAGCCCUCGGCGAGGAUCUGCUCAGCACCGUCAACAAGCUGCAGGAUCUCGUCUUCAACACCAUUGGAAAUGAUUCUCUAGACCUUCCCCAGAUUGUUGUUGUCGGAUCCCAGUCUGCAGGUAAAUCCUCCGUUCUCGAGAACAUUGUGGGCCGCGACUUUCUGCCCCGUGGCAGCGGCAUCUGCACUCGACGACCUCUGAUUCUGCAGCUCGUCAAUGUAGCCGAAGACGAGGAUGCUCCCGAUCCCGCAAGCGACCCCUUCAAGUCGCCCCUGGCGGCUCGCCGCUCCGAGUGGGCUGAGUUUCACCACAUCCCCAACAGGAGGUUUACAGACUUUUCGGACGUGAAGCGCGAGAUUGAGAACGAAACAUCACGAGUAGCCGGCAACAACAAGGGCAUCAACCGACAACCCAUCAACCUCAAGGUCUACUCGCCGCAUGUGCUGAACCUGACGCUGGUGGAUCUGCCAGGUUUGACCAAGGUUCCCAUCGGCGACCAACCAAGCGACAUUGAGAAGCAGACCCGAACUCUGAUCUCCGAGUACAUUGCCAAGCCCAACAGCAUCAUUCUCGCUGUCUCCCCUGCCAACGUUGACCUUGUCAACUCGGAGGCGCUCAAGCUCGCCCGUCAUGUCGACCCUCUCGGCCGUCGCACCAUUGGUGUGCUCACCAAAAUCGAUCUGAUGGACCAUGGUACAAACGCUCUGGAUAUUCUUUCGGGCCGAGUCUAUCCCUUGAAGCUGGGCUUCAUCGGUGUCGUCAACCGCUCGCAGCAGGACAUUCAGGGCAACAAGCCCAUGGAAGAGGCUAUCCAGGCCGAGACUGACUUCUUCAAGCACCAUCCUGCCUACCGGAACAUCGCGAACCGAUGCGGUACGCACUUUCUCGCCAAGACCCUCAACACCACACUCAUGUCUCAUAUCCGCGAGCGCCUCCCUGACAUCAAGGCACGCCUGAACACUCUGAUGGGCCAGACGCAACAGGAGCUGGCCACCUAUGGUGACAUGCAGUUCAGCGGCAAGGAGCACCGUGGGUCGCUUAUCCUGCAACAGAUGACCCGAUUCGCGACAUCUUUCACAUCGUCCAUCGAUGGUACUUCGUCCAACAUUUCCACCAAGGAGCUCAGCGGCGGCGCCCGCAUCUACUACAUUUUCAAUUCCGUCUUUGGCAGCUCGCUCGAGUCCAUCGACCCCACGUCUAACCUAACAGCUCUCGAUAUCAGGACCGCAAUCCGCAACUCGACCGGUCCCCGUCCCAGCCUCUUCGUUCCGGAGAUGGCUUUCGAUCUCCUCGUCAAACCCCAGAUCAAGAUGCUGGAGAUCCCUUCGCAACGCUGCGUGGAGCUAGUGUAUGAGGAGUUGAUCAAGAUCUGCCACACCUGUGGCUCAACAGAACUUUCUCGGUUCCCAAGGCUACAGGGCAAGCUCAUCGAGACUGUUUCGGAUCUGCUGCGGGAGAGACUCGGGCCUACGUCCAACUACGUUGAAUCGCUCAUCUCGAUCCAGCGCGCAUACAUCAACACAAACCAUCCCAACUUCCUCGGCGCCGCCGCUGCCAUGAGCAACGUCGUCGGUGCUCGACAAGAGAAGGAGCGCCAACGGUUGAUCCAGGAGGAGCGGGAACGUCGCGAGAAACGCCGUCUGAAGGAGAUUGGCACAAACGGCACCGAGCCUGGCGACGAAGAGGAGGAGACCCGCACAGAGAAGGCUGAGAUUCCCAGCCGGAAACAGAUCACAAACCCCAAAAGGAGUCUGUCGCCUGCUGUGCGACCACAUACUAGCAUCGGAUCCGCCAUCAACGGUGUGGCUCGCUCGGCAUCCCCGUCACGGCUGAACCCCAACGGCCAGGGCUUGCACAACGCCCGCGACUCCUUCCUGACAUACUUCUUUGGCAAGGACGGUCAAGCAAUGACGAGUAGCACCUCCUCAGCGCCCGGCCACAGGCAUAUCAGCCAGUCGUCGGAAGCCGGGCUCCCGAGCAUCCGCAGAGAGGAGAAUCUGAAGCUGCCGAUUCGCUCACCUUAUGGCUACGAAGAUGAUCAUGACAACAAGGGCCUAGCAUCGCACUAUGGCGGUGAAUCUAACGAGCCUGCCUUGACAGACCGUGAGGCCAUGGAGACGGAGCUCAUCCGUGCGCUCAUCUCCUCCUACUUCAACAUUGUCCGCGAGUCCAUUGCGGACCAGGUACCCAAGGCCGUUAUGCACCUCUUGGUCAACCACUGCAAGGAUGUUGUGCAGAACCGCCUCGUGACUGAGCUAUACAGGGAGAGUCUUUUCGAAGAGCUGCUAUACGAAGAUGACACGGUGAAGAAAGACCGCGAGAAGUGCGAGAAGCUGCUUGAUACGUAUAGAGAAGCCGCCAAGAUAAUUGGCGAGGUUGUAUAG